AUGUGCUUGUUCAGAUAUGGCUCGUUUGUGAGCUUUAUGAACAUCAUAUUCAAGUCUCGUGGCUGCCAUGCGGUAGGCGCAUUCGGAUCAAGAGGACAACGCCCUUCCACUGAUAAGUAUUCACUAGAUUUACAAACAGGAGCACAGCUGCGUUUCAUAUCUAGCAAGCUUCAAGGCAGUGUCCAGCAGGAGUUGAAAGGCGACCAAUCCUUCCCAGUCCAGCCCAAUGACGUUGUAGAGUUGCUCGAAUCCUCGGAAGAAUAUAUGGAAAACCUAAGAAUUGCCAAAGAAUUAAAGGAACUAUGCAAAGUGGAACACAAGAUGUGUGCUGCAUGGGCCUUGAAUGGAGAGUGUGAACGAAACCCUCAGUGGGAUGAUGGUUGA
Cylindrotheca closterium is the source of this 384-nucleotide messenger RNA. NCBI's taxonomy places the organism in Eukaryota, Bacillariophyta, Bacillariophyceae, Bacillariales, Bacillariaceae. The record is from the annotation of a GenBank genome assembly.